This is a messenger RNA of Scomber japonicus (chub mackerel), 2546 nucleotides long. RefSeq names its product protein NLRC3-like. Lineage: Eukaryota; Metazoa; Chordata; Actinopteri; Scombriformes; Scombridae. The record is from RefSeq and is a predicted model, not a curated record. The transcript has 5 exons. The annotation marks the transcript as partial.
GCUGUGUUGAUGAAGAGUGAGCAGUCUGAUGAUGAUCCUCUAAACUUCAGUAAUGAACCUGGACCCUCAGACACAAACUGUAGAUACAAGAAGAACGUUAUCGGCUGCUACAGUUCACUUUGAGACCAGACCCUCAUCUUCAGGAGCUCUCUGGUGACAGUUUUCACACCAGCGUUAAUCAAUCAAUCAGAACGUGAAGACACCAGAGUUCACUGAACCACAACAAACAGAGAGCCAAGAUGACGGAGGCAGACCUCCUCCACAUCCUCAAUGAUUUAAGUGAAGAUGACUUUGAGAAUUUCAAAUGGUUCCUGAAGAAAGAAAAAAAGGGCGACAUCGAACCCAUUCAAUGGGCCCAGCUGGAGAAGGCAAAGAAGAGAGACGUGGUGGAUCUGAUGGUGCAGAAAUAUGAACCUGCUGGAGCUGUGGAGGUGAUGGAGAGCGUUUUAAAGAAGAUCAACAGGAAUGAUCUGGUGAAGAAGUUAUCAAACAUCAGCUCAGGAUCAGAAGGAGCAGUGAGCAGUGGAACUGACAGGAGUAUCAACCCUAACACAGAUGUUCCUGAUGGUGGGAGUAAACCAGAGCAACCAGCAGAAACCCACACUAACACUGGGGAAACAUCUAAACUCAUCACAGAGACGACCGGAGACAACAAGGGUUCAAACCCAGGACCUUCUAGCUGUGAGGCAACAGUGCCAAACACUGAGACACCUCACUGCUCACACACACAAAGUGGAAAGCAGGAGGGUUUAGAUGAACAUCAGAUCAUUCUGAUAACGAGAUGUCAACAUCUGACUGAAGAAACUGAUGAAGCAGGAAGUAAAAUCCCCUUCAACAGCUCCUACACUGAGGUCUACAUCACAGACGGAAGGAGUAACGAGGUUAAUACCCAACAUGAGGUGAUGCAGCUUGAAACAGCUUCCAAGAAGAAGAUCCUCCAUGACGCUCCAAUCAAGUGUCAGGACAUCUUUAAAGUCUUACCUGGCCAACAGGAAUACAUCAGAGUGGUUCUGAUGAACGGCGUUGCUGGCGUUGGAAAAACUUUCACAGUGCAGAAGUUCACUCUGGACUGGGCAAAGCUCUCCAACAACCAAGAGAUCAGUCAGCUGAUUCCACUUCCAUUCAGAGAGCUGAACGUGAUCAAAGAUAAGCAGCACAGUCUGAUCACACUGAUCUGUCAUUUCUAUCCAACAUUACAGAAGCUCACAGCAAAGAAGCUCGCUGGCUGUAAAGUUUUGUUCAUCUUUGACGGCCUGGAUGAAAGCAGACUUUCACUGGAUUUCAGCAACAGUGAGGUCGUGUCUGAUGUCACACAGAAGUCAUCAGUCAGCAUGCUGCUGACAAACCUCAUCCAGGGGAAGCUGCUUCCCUCGGCUCUCAUCUGGAUAACUACCAGACCUGCAGCAGCCAAUCAGAUCCCUCUGAUAUUUGUUAGCAGGGUAACAGAAGUACGAGGCUUCACUGACCCCCAGAAGGAGGAGUACUUCAGGAGGAGAUUCAGUGAUGAAGAGCAGUCCAGCAGAAUCAUCUCACACAUCAGGACAUCCAGGAGCCUCCACAUCAUGUGUCACAUCCCAGUCUUCUGCUGGAUCACUGCUACUGUUCUGGACCCCAUGUUGACUCCAGACCAGAGAGGAGAGCUGCCCAAGACCCUGACUGACAUGUACUCACACUUCCUGCUGGUUCAGAUAAAGAUGAAGAAGAACAAGUAUGAUGAAGGACAUGAGACGAGUCCACAGAAGCUGAAGAAGGCUGACAGGAAGCUUCUUCUGAAGCUGGGGAGGCUGGCGUUUGAACAACUGGAGAAAGGAAACAUCAUGUUCUACCAAGAAGACCUGGAGCAGUGUGGUCUUGAUGUCACAGAGGCCUCGGUGUUAUCAGGAGUUUGUACAGAGAUCUUCAAAAGAGAGAAAGACCAGAAGACAACCGUCUACAGCUUUGUUCAUCUGAGCAUUCAGGAGUUUCUUGCUGCAGUCUACAUGUACCACUGUUACACCAGCAGGAAGACAAAGGUACUGAAGGACUUCCUGGUAGAAGAAAGACCAAAGUCUUCCCUUGAGAAAAUUUCAGCACCUUUCAGUCGUAAACCAUCUCUGGAUGUCUUCCUGAAGAGAGUCAUGGAGAAAUCUCUCCUAAGUGAAAAUGGCCACCUGGACCUGUUUGUCCGCUUCCUUCAUGGCCUCUCUCUGGAGUCCAACCAGAGUCUCUUAGGAGGCCUGCUGGGUCAGACAGACAACAGUCCAGAAACCAUCCAGAGAGUCAUCAACCACCUGAAGGAGAUGAACGGUGGUAAUAUCUCUCCUGACAGAAGCAUCAACAUCUUCCACUGUCUGAUGGAGAUGAACGACCGCUCAGUACAUCAGGAGAUCCAAGAGUUCCUGAAGUCAGAGAACAGAUCAGAGAAGGAACUCUCUGUGUUUGACUGCUCAGCUCUGGCCUACAUGCUGCAGAUGUCAGAGGAGCCUCUGGAUGAGUUGGACCUGAAGAAGUACAACACAUCAGAGGAGGGACGACGGAGACUGAUCCCAGCUGUGAGGAACUGCAGA